Branchiostoma floridae (Florida lancelet) is the source of this 2997-nucleotide messenger RNA. RefSeq names its product leucine-rich repeat-containing protein 24-like. The transcript is spliced from 2 exons. Gene Ontology annotation, molecular function: protein binding. Bases 212 to 2119 code for a protein of 635 amino acids. The record is from RefSeq and is a predicted model, not a curated record. NCBI's taxonomy places the organism in Eukaryota, Metazoa, Chordata, Leptocardii, Amphioxiformes, Branchiostomatidae.
UAGUAUUUCUAAAUGCUGAACUAACAUUCUCUUUUGUUACUUAUGUUGAAGAUGUUGCAGUUGUACCAAGUGACCUACAUUAUCGCAGGAACCUGUGACGACACCAAGUUUUGUGCACGGAAACCUCUGACAUCAAAGGUCACCUGCGGUGGAAGCUAAACUUCGCGGGUUGCCUAGAAGCAUAGAAGCACCGAUCCCAUCUUGGAAUACAAUGAAAAUGGCGCCGCCUACAAUUUACGUCAUCACUUACGUCAUCAUCGCAGUUCUGGUGUCUGAGGCGGUCAUGCGCACUGAAGCGCUCCGAGCGUGCGGGCGGUGGCUGGUGUGCGACUGCGACCCUACCGUCAACGCCGUGCACUGCAACAUGUUCAAUCUCAACGUCAUGCCAGCCGGGAUACCAGCUUCCACCAUCAUCUUGGACCUAUCCAACAACAGGAUACCCACAACAGCCAAUCAGUUUGCCAACUUCUACCGUUUGCGGUAUUUGGAUUUCAGCAGUAACGGUUUGCAGACCAUCGCAGGUGGCACGUUCAACAACCUGAACCAGCUGGAGCUGUUGGAUCUUUCCGACAACCUGUUCGUCAACAUCCCUUGUGGAAUAUUGAGUUUGUUUCCAAAACUUCGCAUUUUUAAGUUCUCGGGGAAUCCUGUCUCGUCUUUCCCCGGUAACUGUUUCAUGGGAAUGAAGGCGAUCCAACAACUCGAUCUCUCGCGGAUGAAGCUAGCGACUGUUAGCGAAGACGCGUUCCAGUGGGUACCGACACUCAACCAGUUAGACAUUUCCAGAAACCAGCUGCAAACGCUGAGCGCUGGAUUCUGUCCAAACGGCGGAAACCUUAUCGAAACGAUGCAGCUGUAUGGUAACCCGUGGCUGUGCGACUGUAACCUGCAACAGAUCCAGCGCUGCACGAACAUCACGCGCAACAUACGCUGUGCAGUGCCGAGGAUGUUGCGAGGGCUCGCCGCCGACAUACUUCUACAGUUCGCGCCUGACCGACUCGUGUGUCCGGCUGCACCCAUGUCCAUCAACCUGUCGUCCUCUGACGUCACUGCUUACGUAGGAGACUCCCUGAGUAUAACCUGUAACUCACCCGGAGUGCGGAGCGACAAGAUCACGUGGCUAAAGAUGACGGGUGACGUAAGAAGGGCCCCGACAAGAUCCGUCCAAUCAGGACCGAUCUUGCCGUUCGCGCGCGUCCAAUUGGUUGAUGGCGGGACGUACAUUUGUGAAGCAGACAGUAACGCCUGGGCGGUGCUGACUCUUCGUGUUCUCCGGCCACUCCCGACCACUACAACUCUCCCGAUGAUGACAACGUUGCCCAACACGACGGCACAGUCAGGAACUACAACCGGCCUACCGCCUGCUGUUGCUACAACUGUGACAACGACUGUGUUAACUACAACGGGGAAUUUAUUCUCUUUGUCAGGUCUAGCUGUACAGAGUGGCGGAGACAAACCGUUUGACUGGACGCUGCUUAUAAUCGCAGUAUCAGCGGCAGCGUUUACAGUUGUGGUGGUGGGUGUCGUGUCCGCGGUGGUGUACUGUAUCUGGAAACGGUCGCGCUGGAAAAGGAGGCUAAAGACAUACGAAGGCCCUUCGCCCAUGUCGGAGCUUGCAGCGUUUGAUCACCUGUUCACAGGACACGACAGCGGGAGUCAGAACUCUACACCCUCAAGUGGUUACGACUCCUCCCCGCUGAACCCGGACAGUGCGAGGAGCAGACCCUCCUCCCCUGCCGUUCGACAACAGACGCCGCCCGCUGUUCCGUACGUCAACAGGCACAAGCGUAGACCAAGCAAAGCAGGCGACGCCGCUGCAACACAGGAUGCGUCAGGUGACGUCCCUGACGCUCCGACAUCACCCCGUUCUAACGACAGACCGACGUCGCCUGUCUCACCGAGAAGCAUCCGGGGACUGGCCUAUCGCCCGAACAGUGCCGGGAGCACGGGCAGCAACAGGAGAACCGGAACCGGAAAUACUAAGACUCUAAGGCGAACAGCUCGUCGGGAUAAGGGGACACGGCCGGCUAGGAAAGAGGGAGAAAGUAUCCCGCUGAGGACGAGGGGGUCGAAGGCUUCUCUUGGCCUCACUGGCGGAGACGAGGAACAUUACGUCUGAUCCAGGCCUAUACCAUUGUUAAGGGUGUCAAAAUUUUGUGUGGUCGAGUGUAGAUGUGCUCAGAUUUGUUGCAUGGCCGACAGGGUGUGCAUUCAAGUUCUUUUCCUCUCAAGUCACCAUAUUAUAAACGUCAUGUUUUGUGCCAUAUAAGUAUAUUUAUAACCAUAAGAUCAGUAGCGAUAUUGUAUAUGUUUAUCAACCAUGUGCUAUAUCUUCGACACAGCAUCAUUAACUUGUGCAGCAUCGUUUAAACAAUAUUCUUAUAUUAUAUAGUCUAUUUUCUUAAGACCUCAGCUUAAGGCUGUGUGCCUUAAAUCUGUACAUGUAAAAUUUACCUCUCUAAGUGUUCUCUAUUGUUAGAAAUUUGACACUUACAUUCUGAGUGGCUUUUGUCUGAUAAACCGUCAGCUAAAUAAGCAGCAUCUGCUGUCUACGUUGGAUCCCAACAGGCUAACUGCGAACACAUUUCAUGUUUCCAAAUAAACGUGCAUUUUGUACCGAUAUAUUCUUGUAAAUAGGAGCAUGUGAAUGAUAAAAACGCAAUACUUCGGCAGCCACUUUGUAAAUACUUUUGUUUCAGGGGCUCUAUAAAUAUACCAUAGCAGUGCGUUCAUGCAUUUGAUGUAGAUUAGAAAUACUCGUCAUCAGUAUAGUUAAAUGAUGCCACAUGGCAUUUUCUAUUACUCCAGUUACUUUAUGGUAGAAAAAUAUUCACGUAGAUAUUCAUUUCUACGUAGCUUCAUUUUUGCUUGGAUUGUUUAAUUAAGGUACGUGUGUACAGUAACUUUGUAUCUAAUUUCCCAACUGAAAUAUGAUUGGCAUGUGCCAAUCAUAGAUCAAAGCUUCUUGAAUGAAAGUCGAGUAGAAAUUUGUAAAAC